AUGCUAAGACCUUCUAAUCUAUUUAGAGUAGUUCAAAACUGUAUUUAUCCUUUUAAUCGAAAAUUCGCUGGUUUUGCAGAAGCAAUGGAAAAAGCAAUUGACGAACACAUUGCAAAAGUACGAGAAAAGAAAACAGAAAGAGAUAAAAUAAGGAAAGAAAGAUAUAAUGGAAAAUUCAAGAGACGAGAAUGGGUAGAAGAGUCAGAAGAAGCGAAAAAAGCUCGUUUAGAACAGAAUCCAAUUGACCCAGAAGAUCGUAUCAAGAGAAAGAAGUCUGUAGUUCUCUUAGGAUAUUCAGGUGUCAAUUACUUUGGUAUGCAACGAAAUCCUGAUGUACCAACGAUAGAAGAAGAGCUUUUAAAAGCUAUGCUUAAACAUAAAUGGAUAACUGAAGAAUGGUUUAAACUACCACAACAAGCACAAUUCCAAAGAUGUGCGAGGACAGACAAAGGAGUAUCAGCAACUAGACAAAUUGUAUCUCUUAAAUUGCCUGAAAGCGUUGACAUUGAUGCAAUUAACAAAGAUCUACCAGAAGACAUUAAAAUAUUUUCUGUUAAGAAAGUUACGAAAGGAUUUAAUUCAAAAUCUACUUGUGAUGCUCGCACGUACUCCUACACACUCCCAACUUAUGCUUUCACAGAAGAUGGUGAAGAAUUUGAUGAAUCAAGUUUCCGUUUGUCAUCGGAGCGAUUUGAGAAACUUAACAAGAUUCUCAGUUUGUAUUUGGGGACCAAAAAUUUCCACAACUUCACAAUAAGAAAGCAACCGAUAGAUCCAUCUGCGUUUAGAUGUAUCAUGUCAUUCGAAUGUCAAACGCCGUUUACUCCUGAUAACUCUGAAGUGGAGUUUGCGAGAUUGAAGAUUACUGGUCAAUCUUUUAUGAUGCAUCAGAUAAGAAGAAUGGUUGGUCUUGUCAUCGGCAUUAUGCGAGGAUACGUUGGAACAGACAUCGUUGAAAGAGCUUUUAAGAAAGAAAAACUUCUUGUUCCACAAGCUCCAGGACUUGGUCUUGUAUUGGACACUGUUCAUUACACUCGAUAUGAUGAUCGUUAUGGUUCCGAUGGUAUGCAUGAAGCACUUACAUUCGAAGCAGAGAAUGAUCAAGUAGAGGAAUUCUUCAGAACUAAAAUAAUGUCAACAAUUAUCGAAACUGAACUUCGGGAUAAUUCAAUGAAAAUUUGGAUUGGAAAAAGGCUUCGAGAUCAUUCAUAUGACAAAUACACUGAAAAAGAAGAAAAAGAUUCAAGUGAAAAUGAAGGUAACGAAAGUGAAUGA
Molecule: messenger RNA, 1275 nt
Organism: Clunio marinus
Lineage: Eukaryota; Metazoa; Arthropoda; Insecta; Diptera; Chironomidae
Source: the annotation of a GenBank genome assembly